AUGGACCCCGCGGUGCCCAAGGCCACCUUGAAGGUGCUGGGACUGUGCGCAGUGCUGCUGGUGCUGGUGGCGGCAGUGACGGUCUCGGUGGCGGUGAUGGUGUGGCGCUCGGAGGCGGUAGGGAAGCUGCGGGGCUGCCGGGAACAGGCGGCCAACGAGAGCCGGGAGCUGGGGAACCGCGUGGCCGAGCUGGAGCGGGAGCGAGCCCGGCUGCAGCGCGCGGCGGCAGCGGGUGCGCGGGCAGAGGAUGCUCUGCGGCGGGAGAUUGCCCAGGCCCGCGGCGAUGGCAAGAAGCUCAACGCCAGCCUGGCGUCCUGCCGGGAGCGGGCGGCCAGGCUGGAGGCCAACGCCACGGCACUGCGGGACGAGGUGCUGGCCCUGCGGCGUGAGCGGGCUGAGCUGGCCCGCGGCAAGGCGGCUCUGCAAGAGGAGCUGGCGCGGGGCGAGGAGCAGGUGCUGGGGCUGCGGCAGCGGCUGGAGGAGGCGGCGGAGCAGCGGCGAGCGCUGCGGGCACGCGGGGAGCAGUGCGAGGCCCGGCAGAGAGAGCUCGAGGCCACCCUGUAA
Molecule: messenger RNA, 564 nt
Organism: Gavia stellata (red-throated loon)
Lineage: Eukaryota; Metazoa; Chordata; Aves; Gaviiformes; Gaviidae
Product: coiled-coil domain-containing protein 194-like
Exons: 3
Coding region: 1-564 (187 amino acids)
Source: RefSeq, a predicted model, not a curated record